UAACGUACACACAGAGUUUUAAAGUCCUUCUUCUUUCCCGAUCCUAUCAGCUGAUCCUGACACAUCCUCAAUUAUUUGCACCAUUCCGGUUCCACCGUUUACCCUUCACACUCUCGUCACGUCUGUCCGUGGAAAAUAUCGCCCUCAGCUUGCGCUAGUGAAAAAUUCACGCCCUGUGUCUGCAACCAUCAAAUAGCAUUGAGGGCAGAAAAUAGAAACCGUGUGAUGAGCCUUCAUACUAAUCAGUGAAACAGUUUUUUUUUUCGAUAUUUGGUCUUUGGUUAAACAUUUGCGGCCUGGUUAUGAAAUUGUACAGUUAUCUUUUGAAGCGUGAAAUUUAUCAGAUUUUGUACGUGCAGGAUGUUUGGAAUGUUUGUGUUUCGUUCUCACUUGCUUUAUAGUUUUUCUCGAUAUGAAGAUUUCCUGGCCCUCGUUACCAAGGCCUUUGAUCCGAAGAUUCUGUUCCUCACGGUCAUUCCACUGGUGGCGGGACUUAGCACUCGAAUCUACUCCAGACUGCUGCUGAGUGUACUGCUAACAGAGUAUUUCAAUACUCUGUUGAAAUGGAUCCUCGCCGAAGACCGCCCAUUUUGGUGGGUGCGAGAAACUAAGGAGUUCACCACACUCAACCGUCCAAAGUUGUAUCAGAAUGAGCUAACGUGCGAGCCAAGUCCGGGAAAUCCGUCCGGUCACUUGAUGACUUCGACAACCUAUUUGUAUGUGAUAUUUUCUGUGCUGGAAGAAGCGGGACUACAAUAUGGAAAAUCGGUCGUUAUUGCCCUUCGCAUCUGCUACUAUCUGUCGUUGCUUUUAAUUUCCAUUUCGCGUAUGUAUUUCGGGUGCCAUUUUUUGCACCAAUGCAUUAUUGGAAUUUUAUUGGGAGUAGCGAUGACCAAGCUGACCAUGUCGCUAAGUUUUGAGAAAUAUUUGACUAAAAUGACCAGAAAAAGGAGACUGGCAUACUGUAGCCUAAUCUGCAUGGUGCUGCUGCUGGUCUACUGGGGUCAGAAGCUGUUCGGAAUCGACCCUCAAUGGUCGGUAAAAAUGGCCUUCAAGUGGUGCGAUGAUCCAUUUUAUUUGGAUCCAAGCACUACUUUGGUUUUCAGUAUUAUACGCCUCACCGGAUCGUUGGUUGCCUUCGCCAUUGUCGGGCCUGUUUUGAAAUCAGCGCCACUCGACUGGAAACGGAGUAUCCCGCUAACGCUGAUAAUGAUGACUAUCAAAUGGAUAGCUAUUAACUACACGCCGCGUUAUUAUGGAGUAAUAAUUUACUAUCUCUAUACGUUUUCAAUCCAUCUGCUUUUUACCUACUGUUACAUGCGCCUUGUGCCGGCAAUAGCCAGCGUCGUAGUUGAUCCGAGAGUACAACGCAACAGCAGGCCUAAAAUCAAUUAAACUGCUAACUACUGGCAGCUAAACUUUAAGCAUAGUUUAUUGUUAUAGCGACUUUGAUAAUGCUUUUUCUUCAUGCACAUAUCACGCGCAUAAUUUAGCAUCUGCUCACGCUGUUACUGAGGUAAGAAAAUUUCCUAACAAUACUAUUCUAAAUAAAACGA
Messenger RNA from Ochlerotatus camptorhynchus, 1556 nucleotides. Its product is annotated as glucose-6-phosphatase 3-like. Gene Ontology annotation, biological process: glucose 6-phosphate metabolic process; gluconeogenesis. Gene Ontology annotation, molecular function: glucose-6-phosphatase activity. The coding region runs from base 361 to 1395 and encodes 344 amino acids. The transcript has 4 exons. Gene Ontology annotation, cellular component: membrane. The record is from RefSeq and is a predicted model, not a curated record. Lineage: Eukaryota; Metazoa; Arthropoda; Insecta; Diptera; Culicidae.